Molecule: messenger RNA, 1455 nt
Organism: Lepisosteus oculatus (spotted gar)
Lineage: Eukaryota; Metazoa; Chordata; Actinopteri; Semionotiformes; Lepisosteidae
Source: RefSeq, a predicted model, not a curated record
AUGCCUCCAAUGUCACCAGAAGCCAGGGAGAGGGCCAAUGGCAUGCUGCAGGCAGGUCAGGAGCCCAGGAGCGAUCCCGGGAAAGAGGCGGCAAGCAAGUCUCAGGGUCAGCGUUCCCGCCCGCGAGCCAGGAGCUCGGACCUCUGGAUCGCCGCCCCCUGCUGGACACUACAGGAAGUGUCCUGCUGCCUUGGGGCUGGACUCCCCCAGGGGUCGGGAUCGGGAUCGGGAUCGGAACACACCGGGACGAUUCUGGACGUCUGGCCUGCUCUGCCCAGUGCUGUGGGUCGAGUCCCGCUGAGCCACGGCUCUGGAUGGUCCAGACACUGCGUGGAGCGCCACCCAGAGGCGGAAGGGAGGAACUGUGGAGACCAGAGGCUCCCGCCGGGACAGAGCGCAGGACACAUCCCUGCUGGGAAGAGGAGACUCAGACGGAUCCCGGAGGAGCUGCAGACUGUGGGAGGACACUCAGAGCUCAGUCUUGCUGUGCCAAGAGACGUGCGGACCACCAGCCCCAGAGAACACCCCUGUGCUGCCGUGGCAACAGACAACAGCCGCCAGGACAAGAUGGUGGUGAAGAUGGCUCUCGUUCUGCUCCUGCUGGGGGCUCACACAGUGAGCUCUCAGCAUCAGCUGUGUGGAACCUAUUACCUGGGAGGCAACAGUCAGCAGAACAUGACAGCCAAGAGGGAAGACUGGACUGUGAAGACCUUCCGCUCCUCGGUGGACCUGAGGAAGAUCAUGGUGUACGGAAACUGUCUGAUGCUCGUGGACGGAAUAGUGUACGGGUCAGAAGACACCCGUGAUAAAUAUUACAAUGUGAACAAGAAGGUUAGGCACAUUGAGUGUUGUUGUGAAUUUGUGAAUUCUGCCUCCGAGAGGUUUCUGAACAGACAUGUUAUUGGUACAGUACCACAGAACUGGAAUGCAGAAAUGAAGGGCAGAUGCAUCCCCAUUAAUGGGAGACUCAUGCACACAUUUAUUGUCACCACAGCAGAUGCAGUGAGAAGGAUCUGUGGAAAUCGGAAUCAAGCAAUCAAGCAAAAUUGCCGUAGUAGGAAUAACUUUACAAUUUAUAACAUUGAGAGAAAACAAAGUGGUCAGUACAGCAACAAUGCCAAAAGACGUAAGACAGAGAUCGCAGUGACCUGUGAAAACAGGCUUCCUGUCCAUUUUGAUUGCUAUGUAGACAAUAAUAAUCCCGACUGUAUAAACAAGUAUAAGGUUUGCAAGUGAUGAGCAAUGAGCAGGCGAACUGUACCCCUGGGGUUCGGGCUCUCUUUGCAGUGCCAUCAGUCACAGAGGUCCAAGAUUGAAUUUCCCACAUUUCCACAGUCAUGUGCGGAUCAGUUCAGGAUUGAAAUCCGGUAUUGAAUUUCCAACGUAGCUGAAGACAAGUGUGGGAGCUCUGUGUCUGAUAGAAACUCCCAAAGACAAAAUUGGUUACAUUGUUCU